Molecule: messenger RNA, 1419 nt
Organism: Orycteropus afer afer
Lineage: Eukaryota; Metazoa; Chordata; Mammalia; Tubulidentata; Orycteropodidae
Gene: KCNK9
Product: potassium two pore domain channel subfamily K member 9
Biological process (GO): stabilization of membrane potential; potassium ion transmembrane transport
Cellular component (GO): membrane
Molecular function (GO): potassium ion leak channel activity
Source: RefSeq, a predicted model, not a curated record
UGCGAGCCUGCGGGACAUGCCCCCGGCGCCGGCUCCUUGCUGGCGGCCAUGAAGAGGCAGAACGUGCGGACUGUGUCCCUGAUCGUCUGCACCUUCACCUACCUGCUGGUGGGCGCCGCCGUCUUCGACGCCCUGGAGUCCGACCACGAGAUGCGCGAGGAGGAAAAACUCAAAGCCGAGGAGAUCCGGAUCAAGGGGAAGUACAACAUCAGCGGCGAGGACUACCGGCAGCUGGAGCUGGUGAUCCUGCAGUCGGAGCCGCACCGCGCCGGCGUCCAGUGGAAAUUCGCCGGCUCCUUCUACUUUGCCAUCACGGUCAUCACCACCAUAGGCUAUGGGCAUGCUGCCCCAGGCACCGACGCAGGCAAGGCCUUUUGCAUGUUCUACGCCGUGCUGGGCAUCCCCCUGACUCUCGUCAUGUUCCAGAGCCUGGGCGAGCGGAUGAACACCUUUGUGCGCUACCUGCUUAAGCGCAUCAAGAAGUGCUGUGGCAUGCGCAACACCGAGGUGUCCAUGGAGAACAUGGUGACCGUGGGCUUCUUCUCCUGCAUGGGGACGCUGUGCAUCGGAGCGGCCGCCUUCUCCCAGUGCGAGGAGUGGAGCUUCUUCCACGCCUACUACUACUGCUUCAUCACGUUGACUACCAUUGGGUUCGGGGACUACGUGGCCCUGCAGACCAAGGGUGCCCUUCAAAAGAAGCCGCUCUACGUGGCCUUUAGCUUUAUGUAUAUCCUGGUGGGGCUGACGGUCAUCGGGGCCUUCCUCAACCUGGUCGUCCUCAGGUUCUUGACCAUGAACAGCGAGGAUGAGCGGCGGGACGCUGAGGAGCGGGCUUCGCUGGCAGGAAACCGCCACAGCAUGGUCAUCCACAUCCAGGAGGAGGCCCAGCAGGGCCGGCCGCGGUACAAGGCGGACGUCGCGGACCUGCAGUCGGUGUGCUCCUGCAUGUGCUACCGCUCGCAUGAGUACCGCCCGGCGGCCCACCAGAACUCCUUCAGCACCAAACUCGCCCCCCAGUACUUUCACUCCAUCUCUUACAAGAUGGAGGAGAUCUCUCCAAGCACACUGAAAAACAGCCUCUUCCCAUCGCCCAUUAGCUCCAUUUCCCCCGGGUUACACAGCUUUACCGACAACCACAGGCUGAUGAGACGGCGGAAGUCCAUCUAGGGUGGGCGAGGGACACAGACAGUCAUGUCAUACUUGACGUUCAGUGCCGUUGGCCCAGCUCCUCUUUCCUUUGUUAUUUAUUUGUUGUUCCAUCCUCACUGGUUAUGUUGUUGCUGUCAUGACCCCUCUGCCCCUUCUUUCUUCGUUUCAUUUCUCCCCCACCUCUCCCGCGAGGCAGAGCAGGCCAAGGGAAAAUAAAGCCUGUCCUCCUCUGAAACUCGCAUCUGAGCAUGAAGCAUGGAUUCCUUCCUU